Fusarium fujikuroi IMI 58289 is the source of this 378-nucleotide messenger RNA. RefSeq lists its product as uncharacterized. The record is from RefSeq and is a predicted model, not a curated record. The coding region runs from base 1 to 378 and encodes 125 amino acids. Lineage: Eukaryota; Fungi; Ascomycota; Sordariomycetes; Hypocreales; Nectriaceae. The transcript is spliced from 2 exons.
AUGUCUCGAACCCACGAAGAUCGGAGAUCAAGAAGACGAAGGCGCCACAUUACCAUGGCGAGCAACAAACAUGGCCACCAUUUGAUGAAGGACGCUAUUGAAGAAGCACUCCUUAUCUUAAGGUACAACAGUCAUCUUCACCUCUUGGAACAAGCAGCUGACCAAAGCCAAAGGGGGUUAUUUAUAUGGGACCCAAGACGAUGGGAUCCAAAUGGGGACUAUCCUACCAAUGAUGAAGAUAGAAUUUCUGUCAAUGAAGAUGAAGAUACCACAACACUUGAGCCACCAUCUCUAGAGAAUAACGACAUUCAACUAAGCGACCACUCUUCGAAACAGAGAUCACUGGAGGAUAAACCCCGGCUCAGAGCGACAAUCUGA